Molecule: messenger RNA, 1053 nt
Organism: Leptosomus discolor (cuckoo roller)
Lineage: Eukaryota; Metazoa; Chordata; Aves; Leptosomiformes; Leptosomidae
Gene: APOH
Product: apolipoprotein H
Source: RefSeq, a predicted model, not a curated record
AUGUACUCCCUGGCACUGUUCGCGUGUGUCGUUGCUCUGAGCCACUGUGCUCUUGCAGCAAAAGUCUGUCCCAGGCCACCAGAAGUGCUAUUUGCCACAAUUGAUGUAAACAAAAGUGUGUAUGACGUGGGUGAGGAAAUAGAAUAUACCUGCAGGCCUGGGUUCAUCCCCAAUAACGGCCAGAGGAAGUACACCUGCCUCCCGACUGGGAAGUGGCCCCUCAACACACUGUUGUGCCUACCAAAGAGAUGUCCCAGUCCUGGACCCUUGCAGCACGGAAAAAUGGAUUUUAUAGACUCCCACUACCAGAGUUCCAUAAGUUUUUCGUGUGAACCAGGUUACAACCUCGUUGGGACAAGAACAAGCCAAUGCAUGGCAGAUGGAACAUGGAGCGGAACUUUUCCACAGUGUCAACCGGUGACUUGUGCACCUCCGUCACUUCCUGAAUUUGGAGUCCUUUCCUACCGUCACUUAAAACCUGGAAAUAUUUUUAAUUUCCUGGACACAAUUACUUUUGAAUGCGUACCUCCUCUCGCACUUAUUGGGAACGAGACAGCUACCUGCAUGGCCAACGGGAACUGGAGCAGCAUUCCAGAGUGCAAGGUUGUCACAUGCCCCACUCCAACAGGAAUAGAGAAUGGAUUCAUAGAGUUUGCUGUUCGUAGAACAUACCACUAUAAUGAAAGCGUCAGCUUCGGCUGCCAGUCCAGCUAUGUGCUGGACGGACCUAAGCAUUCCCGAUGUGAGAAGACUGGAAACUGGUCCACAAAGCCAACCUGUAAAGGACCAUGUGAAAUUCCAGUCAAGAAAGCUGUAGUAUUAUACAAUGGCGAAAAGAAAAGAGUUCAGAACGACCUUAAGGCAGGCAUUCAGCAUGGUGAAACUAUAUCCUUCUUCUGCAAGAAUAAAGAAAAAUCCUGUGCCUAUACCGUAGCUGUUCCAUGUGUGGAUGGCAACCUUACUCUCCCUGCCUGUUUCAAAGAACGUGGCUUUUUUUCAGCACUUGUGAAGAAGGACCCAUCAGACAUGAAACCAUGUGAAGAUCAAGCAUGA